Molecule: messenger RNA, 1833 nt
Organism: Schistosoma margrebowiei
Lineage: Eukaryota; Metazoa; Platyhelminthes; Trematoda; Strigeidida; Schistosomatidae
Source: the annotation of a GenBank genome assembly
AUGACAAAGGUCUAUAUUCUGUAUGAGCACGCGUUAGGAUACGCACUGUUCCGAGUUAAAGUCAAGUCAUUAGAAACUUCAGAUGCCGUUGCUGCGUUACAACAGUUAGCUGCAGAUCUGUUAAACGAUGAAGAAGAGUUUAUGAAAUGUUUUAAAUUGCAUGCAUUUGUGCCUUUCUCCUCCUCAGCUAGUGCUCUACAAAAUUGUAAUGGGAUAUCAGAAGGUGUUGUUCCACAGGAACUUAAAACGUUCAUAGAGGAGAAUUUACCUGCUUUUUCAGAUGUUUUGCUGUGCAUCUCAGACCGGAAACUUGCUGAAUCUCUUAAAGCGCCUGAAGUUGGAUUGCCUGAAACUAUUGCAUGUUCAUCUGAAUCCAUUCUUCAUGAAGUCUAUAGGGCUAUCCGAUUUUACUUUCCUAAAUACAUCAAAGAAUUUUCGCAUUUCGAUGAGUCAAAAGCUCAAAUAGGUUUGGGUCAUAGUUACUCUAGAGCCAAAGUGAAAUUUAAUAUAUACAGAAAUGACAAUAUGAUUAUUCAGUCCAUAAAUUUACUAGACCAAUUAGAUAAAGAUGUGAAUAACUUUUGCAUGCGUGUCAAAGAAUGGUUCUCUUAUCAUUUCCCAGAAUUGUCAAAAAUUGUUCCUGACAAUCCAACUUUUGUUAAAGUAGUCGGUCUUAUUCGUACCCGAGCUGGUGCAACAGAAGAAAAUCUUGAAGCAUUGGAGGCUUUAACUAAUAGUCAAGUUGCUUCAGAUAUCAUUGAAUCUGCUAAAUCAUCCGUCGGCUUCGAUAUUACGGAUGAUGAUGCUGAGAAUUUGGCAACAUUCACUGAAAAAAUUAAUGCAUUGAUUGAACGUAGAAGACUAACACAAGAAUAUUUAGCAAAGAAACUUGCUGGUGUUGCCCCAAACUUAAGCACAAUGAUUGGGGACAGAGUAAGUGCAAGGCUAAUUGCUCAUGCGGGAUCCCUUACGAACUUGGCUAAAUUCCCUGCCUCUACAAUUCAGAUAUUGGGGGCGGAAAAAGCGUUAUUCAGAGCAUUACGAACUCGUGGUGCUACACCAAAGUAUGGAUUGAUUUAUCAUAGUCAAUUUAUCACUCGUGCUGCGCGAGAAAAUAAGGGGAAGAUCUCUAGAUUUUUGGCUGCCAAAUGUGCUAUAGCCUCUCGAAUCGACUGCUUUAGUGAAGUGCUUUGUGAUAUCUAUGGGAAACAUCUGAAGCAACAAAUUGAGGAUAGGCUGAAUUAUUUUGAGACUGGCACUACGCCCCCUACAAAUGCUGAAGCUAUGGCGCGCGCAAUUGCUGAGGUGAAUAAAUAUAUUCAACGAACGAAGAAAAAAGCAAUUAAAACACUGAAUAAAAGAGAUUCAGAUAGUCAAGAAGAAGCAACUGUCACAACACUCGAAACACCUAUAUUAGAUAGUAAAAAGAAACGUAAGAAAAAGCGUAAUUUAAUAAAUGGGAACAUUACUACCACUACUACAACUACUGUUGUGGAUGAUGUUUCUAAUGAUCCGAAUGAAAUAAUGAAUCAUGAUGAAGGAGAAUUAGAUCAACAACAACAAACAACCGAAAUAAAUCAAUAUCAACUAUUAAAUGAUGACAAAGAAGAGAAAAGUACAACGAUGAAGAGAAAGAAAAAACGUUAUCAUUCAGAAUCAAUUGAUCUUGUUGAAAAUUCAAUGUUAACAAAUGGUGAUCAUAUUUGUAUAGAAACAAUAGAAACACCAAUAUUAUCUCAACGUAAACGAUCCGCUUCUGAAUCCAGUAUACUAUUAGAGGAUAUAAAAUCGGAUAGUUUAAAAAAGAAGAAAAGAAAAAAACAUCCUAUAUAA